AUAAAAUCAGCUUUUUAUAUAUUUUUUGUAAAUACUAUUUUUAUUGUAAAUUUUCUUGUUAUACUAAUUUUUAAUUAAACAUCAGUAACUUAUGUGAAUUAUGUAAAGUCUACAAAAUUAACUAAAUACUACGCGAAAUUCCAAAUAAAAUUAGUGCAAUUAAGAUAAAGCGAAAAAGUGCAGGCGCCAAUGCCUUGAAUGCCAUGAAGCGUUCACCUCAAAAUCGUACCCAUGCGAAACCCUUAAUUUCGCGCCGAUCCGCUUCGAUCUUCGAUGCGCUUAAUCCCAGUUUGACUAACCUGGAAUCGUUGGCAAUGCAGAAAGCGUGGAGAAUUCUGGAACCAAAAUUGCGAUCACUCUCCACCGAUAUACUUAUGAACCUCUACUCGGAGCAUUACGAGAUUAUGGAAAAGUUUCGCGAUGAAAGUGGCAAAUUAUGUAACUAUGAAUUGAUAAAUUACGCAACUUGGCUGCUACGGCUUUACGGCUCGAUUAUAAAUAAUAAAGUAGAUCCAAUUAAAACGAAGAAAAUAUUGGAACCCUUGAUAGAGAAGCUGAAAAAGUAUUCCAUGGAUGUGGAUUGCGUAAAGCUCCAGUUGGAGGGUAUUAAAAAUUUUAUAUUUGCUGAACUACGGAAUGCCUUAUCGCCCACAUCAAUCGAGGCCUUCAAUAAGCUUCACAAUACCAUUAUCAGAUAUGUUUAUAUAAAACUUAAUUAACAUAAUAUACAUAUGUAUGUAUAGAUAUAUUUGUAAAGCAGUAGGUAUACGAUGUUUGAGAAGACUUGAAUGGACGUAUAAGUACAUAGGUCGACGAUUGGCUAAAACACCGAGAGUGGCGAAUCGAACAAACAACUUAUGCCAGUUGCCGGAAUUCCGAUCAAAGACGAAUAGUGCUGGAAAGGAACUGAUAUCGCGAAUUCUACACAUUUUAAGCACAACCAAAUGUACAUACAUACAUAUAUGUACAUACUGUGUGUAAAUUAAAAAAAA
This is a messenger RNA of Bactrocera neohumeralis, 992 nucleotides long. RefSeq lists its product as uncharacterized. Gene Ontology annotation, molecular function: oxygen binding; heme binding. The coding region runs from base 204 to 719 and encodes 171 amino acids. The transcript has 3 exons. The record is from RefSeq and is a predicted model, not a curated record. Lineage: Eukaryota; Metazoa; Arthropoda; Insecta; Diptera; Tephritidae.